Diceros bicornis minor is the source of this 2934-nucleotide messenger RNA. RefSeq names its product WASP like actin nucleation promoting factor (gene WASL). The record is from RefSeq and is a predicted model, not a curated record. Gene Ontology annotation, molecular function: actin binding; microtubule binding. The coding region runs from base 253 to 1770 and encodes 505 amino acids. Gene Ontology annotation, biological process: actin filament organization. Gene Ontology annotation, cellular component: nucleus; endoplasmic reticulum membrane; cytoplasm. Lineage: Eukaryota; Metazoa; Chordata; Mammalia; Perissodactyla; Rhinocerotidae. The transcript has 11 exons.
CAGUCGCCGGAGUCCGAGGACAACGGCCAUCCGGCCAGAGCCUAGCCGGUCGGGAGCGGGGAGCUUCUCUUUCUCGGCGCGGCCCCCGGUCGGCUGCUCCUUCUCUUGGCCGCCUUCUCCCCGCGCCGGAGGAGCUGCGAGAUGCUGCGCCUCUGACUCCCCUCCUCCCGCCCUGUCACCGAGAGGGGGGACUAGCGCUCGCCCACUCGCUGGAGGAGACGGCCCUGGACGCCCAGCCCAGCCGGCGAAACCAUGAGCUCCGGCCAGCAGCAGCCGCCGCCACCGCGGAGGGUCACCAACGUGGGGUCCCUGCUGCUCACCCCGCAGGAAAACGAGUCCCUCUUCACCUUCCUCGGCAAGAAAUGUGUGACUAUGUCUUCAGCAGUGGUACAGUUAUAUGUAGCAGAUCGGAACUGUAUGUGGUCAAAGAAGUGCAGUGGUGUUGCUUGUCUUGUUAAGGACAAUCCACAGAGAUCUUAUUUUUUAAGAAUAUUUGAUAUCAAGGAUGGGAAACUAUUGUGGGAACAAGAGCUAUACAAUAACUUUGUAUAUAAUAGUCCUAGAGGAUAUUUUCAUACCUUUGCUGGAGAUACGUGUCAAGUUGCUCUUAAUUUUGCCAAUGAAGAGGAAGCAAAAAAAUUCCGAAAAGCAGUUACAGACUUGUUGGGCCGGCGACAAAGGAAAUCUGAGAAAAGACGAGAUCCCCCAAAUGGUCCUAAUCUACCCAUGGCAACAGUCGACAUAAAAAAUCCAGAAAUCACAACGAAUAGAUUUUAUGGUCCACAAGUCAACAGUAUAUCCCAUACCAAAGAAAAGAAAAAAGGAAAAGGUAAAAAGAAGAGAUUAACCAAGGCAGAUAUUGGAACACCAAGCAAUUUCCAGCACAUUGGACAUGUUGGUUGGGAUCCGAAUACUGGCUUUGAUCUGAAUAAUUUGGAUCCAGAAUUGAAGAAUCUUUUUGAUAUGUGUGGAAUCUCAGAGGCACAACUUAAAGACAAAGAAACAUCAAAAGUUAUAUAUGACUUCAUUGAAAAAACAGGAGGUGUUGAAGCUGUUAAAAAUGAGCUACGAAGGCAAGCACCACCUCCUCCACCACCAUCUAGGGGAGGGCCGCCUCCUCCUCCCCCUCCUCCACAUAGCUCAGGCCCUCCUCCCCCUCCUGCCAGGGGAAGAGGUGCUCCUCCUCCACCACCUUCAAGAGCUCCCACAGCUGCACCUCCACCACCGCCUCCGUCCAGGCCAGGUGUAGGAGUCCCUCCACCACCGCCAAAUAGAAUAUACCCUCCUCCACCUCCAGCCUUUCCUUCCUCAGCACCUUCAGGGCCUCCACCACCGCCUCCACCUCUUUCGGUGGCAGGGUCGGUGGCACCACCCCCACCGCCUCCACCUCCGCCUCCACCAGGGCCACCACCUCCCCCUGGCCUUCCUUCUGAUGGUGACCAUCAAGUUCCAACUCCUGGAGGAAGCAAAGCAGCUCUUUUAGAUCAAAUUAGAGAGGGUGCUCAGCUAAAAAAAGUGGAACAGAACAGUCGACCAGUGUCCUGCUCCGGGAGGGAUGCACUUUUAGACCAGAUACGACAGGGUAUUCAGCUGAAAUCUGUAUCUGAUGGCCAAGAGUCUCUGCCACCGACACCUGCACCCACUUCAGGAAUUGUGGGUGCGUUAAUGGAAGUGAUGCAGAAAAGGAGCAAAGCCAUUCAUUCUUCAGAUGAAGAUGAAGAUGAAGAUGAUGAAGAAGAUUUUGAGGACGAUGAUGAAUGGGAAGACUGAUCUAUAUAUUAUAUAUAUAUUUUUAAGGUGAAAUACUAAACACUACUUUCUGUCUAUGGAUUCUGUAAAAUUAUCAUGUAAAUGUUCUACCAAUUUGCUGUAUAUUUUUGUUGCCUUUUUGCUUUUUUUUAUUAAUCUGUGCAAUACCUCAUUUAAUCUGUAAAGGUUUGUCAUAAUCCUCUACAAAGCUACUCCCUGUUAUUGUGUGCAAGUUUACACCAGGAUGCUCACUUAAUUUGUGAAUAUUUUUCAUUCCAUCAACAGAGGAGUUUAAAUAUUAUAUGUGAGACUGACAAAAACCUUAAUGUAAUUUAGUUAAUAAUGCCAGAAGGAAAACACUAUUUUCAUACCCUACUUUUCUGUACCUAAAUUUUCUUAUUAAAAUCUAGUAUAGCACUACCUUCUUUUUUAAGUGAUGCAGACCUUAGGUUAUUUAGCCCCUUCAUUUUGAACACAGUGCUACAUGAAUGUUGAAGCUGAUACAUUGCACAGUUCUCUAGACAUCACUACACUGAUGCAAUUUCUCAAAUUUUAGCAAUAUGCUCUACAUAAAAUCACUACAGAGAUGCUAGUCGGGGAAAUCAGUACACACCUCUCACAGCAAUAUUGCCUAUUAUGGUGCAGCAGUGGUGUUUGGAGGCUAGAAUCAUAAGGAGCCCUUACCUACCUGUACUUGACUGAGGUUAUUUUUAUGCUAUAGCAAAUGUGGCAGGCUCUUUUUGGCAAAAAUUUUAAGAAUACUUUUCGUAUUAUUCUGAGACAAAUGUUAUUUAAGUUGUUGGAGUUUGGGGGGUUUUGGGGGUAAUUUCAUUCUACAUGAACUGAAGGAUGCUAUACAUUAUGGUUACUUCAAUAUUUGGUGAAAUAUAUUAUAAAAAUCAGAACAUUAUAAAAUGAUGUGGAGUAUUUUUAUUUUGUAGUUUGUAUGGAUUGAGAUAUUCAGAAAUACCAACCAUAAAAAUCUAAUCUAGUUAGUAAACACUGUAAUGCUGAACCUAUUACGCUUUUUUUUUUAAAUUUUGAUAAUUUCUCAAGGUUUUUGUCAAAUUUCAGGUGAAGGGUUACAUUUUUCUUAAAAUCUUGGUAGUCCCAAUGUCACAUUUCUUGGUACACAUAACUGAAUGAUAGAUUUAAAAAAAAUAAAAUAAAACUUUGCAACCUGCA